Diaporthe amygdali is the source of this 1476-nucleotide messenger RNA. RefSeq lists its product as uncharacterized. Gene Ontology annotation, molecular function: iron ion binding; heme binding; oxidoreductase activity, acting on paired donors, with incorporation or reduction of molecular oxygen. Lineage: Eukaryota; Fungi; Ascomycota; Sordariomycetes; Diaporthales; Diaporthaceae. The record is from RefSeq and is a predicted model, not a curated record. The coding region runs from base 1 to 1476 and encodes 491 amino acids. The transcript has a single exon.
AUGUUUGGAUCAGCAUUGGUCCUCCUUCUCUUGGUGGUGGCCCCUGUAGUGUACCGGCUGCGCUUUCAUCCGCUCAGCCACAUACCGGGCCCACCCAUUGCAGCUGUUUCAUCCCUAUUCCUUUAUGCUCUAUGCUAUCUUGGGAUUGAGGGCAGUGUUCUACGCCGAUAUCAUGAGCAAUACAAGACCAAGGUGCUUCGAGUUGGCCCCAACGCUGUUUCGGUAGCCGACAGUGAUGCUGUCCGCGAUAUCUACGUGGCAGGAGGUGGAUUUCCAAAGGACGGUCGCUACAGAAACUUCAACCUUGGCCCAAUUGUGACGAUUUUCUCCUCCAUCGACACAGUCUACCGUGACGCGAGAGCCAAAGCCGUCGCGCCAAUCUUCUCACCUGUGCGGCUGCGGAGAGAGAGCACUCCCAAGGGCUCCAUCGGCCGACAUGUGGCCGAUUUCGUGAGCCAACUUUGUGCGUUUCGAGAUGGGGGAGUCAAGACCGACAUUCUAGACCUCUGUGCAAAGCUAUCUAUCGAUGUCGUGUCGGAAUAUGUGCUUGGCCAGCCAUUCGGCGGAUUGACUGAGCAUGCACAUCUGGGCCUAGCAGAGCGGCAGACCGCUGAUGCAAAGCUGAGCGCGAACGAGUUCAUCCAUGCCAUUGUCGGCUUUGCUCGCUUCUCAUUGCUACCAAACCGCUUGUUCAAGCUGGCCUACUCCACGUCCCAAAAGAUACAUCACGACGAUAAAGUCGACAAGUCGUUAGCAAGGAUCCAAGAAUUCAUGGGACAGGUGAUGGCAAGCACCAAGGCAGGCAAGACAAUCGACCAUUAUCAGGACCGUCUGCUCGCAGCAGGUGUUUCUAUUCCCGAGACCGCGGGCCAAAGUGAGGCUAUUCUUUUCGCGGGCGGAGAUUCAACGGCUGUCAUGCUGGCCACCACAUUAUUCCACCUGACGCGCAACAAAGAAGCGCACGCACGCCUUCUUCACGAAAUUCGUGCCGCCGUACCAACAACAGACAACAAGCAACCUGACCUCCCCUUUCUGCGCGCAUGCGUUAAGGAGGGCUUGCGUUUGGGCAUGGCCAACCCAACAAGGUUGACGCGCGUCGUGCCACCCGGCGCCAAUUUGGCUGUCGACGGCGUCGCAAUACCAGCCGGAACCGUGGUUGGUUGCGCGGCUUAUAUUUUGCAUCACGACCCGUCCGUCUUCCCAGAUCCGUUUGCCUUCCGGCCCGAGCGGUGGAUGGACCACGCGUCGAGCGCUGAUCUACGUCGUCCGGAUAUGGACAGGACCAUGAUCCCUUUUGGGGCAGGUCUGCGUGCGUGUCUUGGCAAGAAUUUAGCUAUGCAACAACUUCUGGAGACUGUGGCGGCUGUAGUGGACAGCGAAGUCUUGGUAAAGGCUCGAACGAGCGAGGAGAAAAUCGAGGUAAUCCAGUGGUUCAAUGGUGACAUCAAGGGCCACCAAAUAAACAUUGAUUGGUGA